Messenger RNA from Bicyclus anynana (squinting bush brown), 818 nucleotides. RefSeq lists its product as uncharacterized. The transcript has 4 exons. The record is from RefSeq and is a predicted model, not a curated record. Gene Ontology annotation, molecular function: protein binding. Lineage: Eukaryota; Metazoa; Arthropoda; Insecta; Lepidoptera; Nymphalidae. The coding region runs from base 109 to 741 and encodes 210 amino acids.
UCGGACCUCGGUGCUCGGUGAUUUGUCGUCUGUGUUUGUAAAUGUAAACAAACAAUUGCUGUUUUUUAUUUUAACGCCAGAAAGAAUAAUUAAUAAGGUCUAUAGAUCAUGAAUGACGAAUUAGAUUUUGUUUCUAAAUUACCAGCGAGAAACCUGAUUGAUCCCAACGCCUUUGAUGUGUCCAUGAGUGCAGUAUUGAUCGGUCUUGGCGCUGAAAAAUAUAUCGAUAUUUUUAGAGAACAUAAUAUUGGCCAGUGCACACUAAUCGAAUUGACCGACGAAGAUUUGGAAAAAUUAGGUGUCACUGAUCCAGAAAUCAGAAAAAAGCUAAUAGAAGAAGUAAAAAAUCUACCAAUUUAUGAGGAUACAGCUGCAAACCAAACGACAGUGAGCCCUAAUUUAAGUGUCAUAGACAUAAUUGAUGUGUUGGAGGAGAGUUCACAGCAUAUGUACAGGAUCUACCUCAGUAUGAUGACUAAUACAUUGGUGUUAAAAAAGCAAAAAACGCCUGAUUGUUUGAUAUACAAAGACAAGUACGCAUCACACAUUGCUGUCACCACACUGAGUCAUAUGACAAAUGUAUUGAACUCAAUGGAAAUAGCCCUCCACACUCAAAUGAAGAUAAUGUCAAAGGACUCAAGAAAAAAGAAAACUAAGAAGCUUGUAGUCGGAACCGUCGGAAGUGCAGUCGUAGUUGUGUUAGCAAUUUAUUUUGUCCGCUCAUUAAAGCAGUUACAAUAGUACUGUUUUUUAAUAGUAAAUAGUGUUUUAAAAAAAACAAUCAUUAUUGAAGAUAAAUAAAGUACCUGAUUCUAAAA